CGCCUGCGAUCCGGAUCCGAGCCCAUGGAGCCGCUGUGGGGGAACAGCAGCUGUGCGAACGGUUCUUUGGUUAAUGUUUCUUGCUCGUCUCGGCGGGUCAUAUGCCAGGUGAUCGGUGAUGGCAACCUGACCACCUCUGUCCAUAAGAAUCUCACUUUGCACAGCAGCUGGGCAACACAAGUAGAAAGCAAAUAUGGAUUCUACAUUGGCUUGGCCCUUGCCAUCUUCUCCAGUUUCCUCAUCGGCAGCAGUGUCAUCCUCAAGAAGAAAGGGCUGCUGCGGCUGGUGGACAAAGGGAGCACCAGAGCAGGAGACGGAGGUCAUGGCUACCUUAAGGACUGGCUGUGGUGGGCUGGACUGCUAACCAUGGGUGGAGGGGAAGCUGCCAACUUUGCUGCCUAUGCGUUUGCACCUGCAACUAUCGUCACCCCCCUUGGCGCCCUGAGCGUGCUCAUAAGUGCCAUCCUAUCUUCCUAUCUGCUCGGAGAGCGGCUAAACCUGCUGGGAAAGCUCGGCUGCAUGCUGAGCAUUGUGGGGAGCACGGUGAUAGUGAUACACGCCCCAGAAGAAGAAGAGGUCACCACGCUGGCCGAAAUGGCUUCAAAACUGAAAGAGCCCGGUUUCCUCGCUUAUGCUGCCAUCCUCUUAGUAGUCUGCCUGAUUCUGAUCUUCUUCCUCGCACCCCGCUACGGGCAGCGCAACAUUCUCAUCUACCUCACCAUCUGCUCCGUGAUUGGUGCCUUCUCGGUGUCUUCCGUCAAAGGACUGGGGAUUGCCAUCAAGGGCUUCUUUGCUGACCAGCCUGUCCUGCAGAACCCGCUGACCUGGAUCCUCAUCCUCACGUUGGUGGCUUCCGUCACCACUCAGAUCAACUAUCUCAACAAAGCUCUAGACAUUUUCAACACCUCCUUGGUAUUUCCCAUCUACUACGUGUUAUUCACCACCAUAGUCAUCACCACGUCUAUCAUCCUCUUUAAGGAGUGGGUCGCCAUGUCAGUGGUGGACAUUAUUGGGACGGUUUGUGGCUUCCUCACCAUUAUUUUGGGGGUGUUUUUACUCCAUGCCUUCAAAGACAUGGAUAUAAAUUUGGGGAACCUCCCGCAUGUUCUUCAGAACAGCGGCCAGGCACCAGCAAUCAAGGAUGACAAGAACAUUCUGAUAGAAGUGGACAAUUCUGGCAUGAUUGCCGAUGAUAAACCCAAAGUAUUCAUGAUCUACAGCUAAAGCAGUGAUAUAAAUGGUUAAGGGCAGAGGAUGCUGCUCUGAGCAGGCUAAAAUGUUACCGGGCAAUUUUAAAGCAAAAGCACAGAAAGUAAAACUAAUCAUGAGGCUGACCUAAUGCUACUAGAGACACAUGCAAUCUUCCAGUGGGCUCUGGAGCAGGCCUGAUGUCAUAACAUGAGGAAGGGGCAUAUUUUGUGUUCACCCAUAAGACAUCAACAUGAAUAGCUGCUGAAAGUGGCAACUCCAUUGAAAUAUGACAAGCUUGGAGCAAAAUUCUCCUCUGGGAUCCUUGCUGAGGGCUGGUCUCAACAUUGUCAGUUUCUAGUGCAGGAGCUGCACACUUUUUCCUAAGCAGAACUCUGGCUGAUGUGCUUACUUCAAACUGACCUCCACUGACUGACUGAUUAGUGGGUUUUGAUUUCUUUACAGCCCCUAUCCCAAGAGCUUUAGGUAUUUCUGCAAAACUUAAAAUACAUAGCAACAGCAAAAAGAACAGGAAGACCCCCCAGUGAAUAUUCUGCCCUUGCAAACCCCCUGGGCAGCUUAUCCAGGUGGAUAGCAACAGCAAGUCCUGACAUCUGACAACCCCUUAAGGCUUCCAAUCCCCGAAAACCUGGGGGAAAAAGAUGGAUUUUCAGCAUGCCAUUGGCUUGUCAGAGCAAGUUCCAUAGUAAAAGGCCCACUCCUGGAAAACACCCUCCUCUGACCCACAA
Messenger RNA from Mauremys reevesii (Reeves's turtle), 1937 nucleotides. RefSeq names its product NIPA like domain containing 4 (gene NIPAL4). Gene Ontology annotation, molecular function: magnesium ion transmembrane transporter activity. Gene Ontology annotation, cellular component: membrane. The coding region runs from base 25 to 1224 and encodes 399 amino acids. Gene Ontology annotation, biological process: magnesium ion transport. The transcript is spliced from 6 exons. The record is from RefSeq and is a predicted model, not a curated record. NCBI's taxonomy places the organism in Eukaryota, Metazoa, Chordata, Testudines, Geoemydidae.